AAUGCAAGCGAAAAGCGCCGCUCGGAGAAGUUGGAGCGGGUUCUUCGCAGGGGCCUUUAGGCGGAGCUUACGGGAAAAGAGGAUCGCGGGUCUUCUGCAAAGUCUCCCCUCUCCUGGAAGCGGACUUUCCGAGGUCGGCCCCAUGACCCUGAACCGCGGCGACAAGCUGAGGUACCUGGACCGGCGGCGCGGCAGCAUGCCCUUUGCGGCGCACCAGCAGCAGCAGCACCUGCACCGGCGCAGCAUGCCCGUGGACGAGCGGGACCUGCAGGCGUCGCUGCCGCCGUCGCCGCGCGGCGAGCUCUCCGGCCUGGUGCGCUGCACCUCGUACAGCCCGGGCGAGGACGAGGCGCACCGCCAGGGCUGGGCGUCGGACGGCUCCACCGACUCGGUCAUCUCCUCCGGCAGCGACUCGGACAGCAACCUCUACAAAGUCAUCCUGCUGGGCGAGCACGGCGUGGGCAAGACCAGCCUGGCCAGGAUCUUCGGCGGCGUCGAGGACUGCCCCGAGGCCGACGAGGCCGGUAACACUUAUGACAGAUCUAUUGUUGUAGAUGGCGAAGAAGCCUCUCUUGUGGUGUUUGACAUAUGGGAGCAGGAUGAUAGUCAAUGGCUUCAGAAUCACUGCAUGAAAAUGGGAGAUGCUUACAUUAUUGUGUACUCUGUGACGGACAAAGUGAGCUUUGAGAAAGCUUCUGAGUUGAGAAUUCAACUACGAAGGGCGAGGCAAACAGAAGACAUUCCUAUUAUUCUUGUAGGAAACAAAAGUGACCUGGUCCGAUCACGCGAAGUCUCGGUAGAUGAGGGGCGAGCCUGUGCCGUUGUCUUUGACUGUAAGUUCAUCGAGACCUCAGCAGCUCUGCAUCACAACGUCAAGGACCUAUUUGAGGGGAUCGUGCGGCAAAUCCGGCUCCGCAAAGACAGCAAAGAAGACAAUGCCAGGCGAAUGGCCAACACCAAGAGAAGAGAGAGUAUAAGCAAAAAGGCAAAGAGAUUCCUUGGCCGGAUUGUGGCAAAGAACAAUAAGAAAAUGGCAUUUAAGGCAAAGUCCAAGUCCUGCCACGACUUGUCAGUGCUUUAAAAAUGGGUUUCUGCGAGACCAGAUGCUUUGUGUGCGUGUGUGGGAUGUGAAUGUUUCUUUGACUGUUAAGAGUGAGGGGAAAAAAGACUGAACACGACACCACACAGUGGGAAAAGCGUUCUCCUUCAUGCCUUAUGGUUCCUGAGAGAGACUUGGAAGUAAGAUGACUGUGUGUCUUCAUUUUUUAAAAAGAUUUAUAGGUUUCAGUCUGUGCAAGCAACUGAAUGAUUUCAGAUUCAGUGGCUUUGUAUACCUGCAUCUCAUUGUGUAUAUUUGCUGGCUGUUCUAUGAAUUUCCAGGAUAUGAAGGUAAGAAUGGAUGAUACAGGAGAGGGGAAAUGAGAGAGUAUAUUGCCAUAAACUCAUCCCCAUCACAGAGCAAAACUUGAAUACAUGUACGCAGGCUCGUACACUCUCUUCUCUUUGGGAUAUAUAUAAAUAGAGAUAUAUAUUAAAAAGCAAUGAUCUUUUGAAAAAUGUGGGCUGGAGAGGUGCCAUUCAAAGUGCAUUUGAAAGAAAAAUAGAUUUAAAUAUAAUUUUGAAGUUAAUUUGCACUUUCAUUAACUGUUGUUUUGUUUACAUGCAGAUUUUAUAAUAAAGUAUUUCUGGUUAUUACAA
Molecule: messenger RNA, 1698 nt
Organism: Varanus komodoensis (Komodo dragon)
Lineage: Eukaryota; Metazoa; Chordata; Lepidosauria; Squamata; Varanidae
Gene: RRAD
Product: RRAD, Ras related glycolysis inhibitor and calcium channel regulator
Exons: 5
Coding region: 2-1081 (359 amino acids)
Biological process (GO): negative regulation of high voltage-gated calcium channel activity
Cellular component (GO): plasma membrane
Molecular function (GO): GTPase activity; GTP binding; calcium channel regulator activity
Source: RefSeq, a predicted model, not a curated record